Triplophysa dalaica is the source of this 5131-nucleotide messenger RNA. RefSeq names its product STE20-like kinase b (gene slkb). The record is from RefSeq and is a predicted model, not a curated record. The transcript is spliced from 19 exons. Gene Ontology annotation, biological process: protein phosphorylation. Gene Ontology annotation, molecular function: ATP binding; protein serine/threonine kinase activity. Lineage: Eukaryota; Metazoa; Chordata; Actinopteri; Cypriniformes; Nemacheilidae. The coding region runs from base 619 to 3759 and encodes 1046 amino acids.
AACGCGCCGCGCACGGUAUGCGCACGGUGUCCCCAAACAAAAACUAUUGUUUGCCUUCAUGCAUUUGCAGCGUUAUCUGUUUUUAUUUUAUUCAAGGACUGGUGGACAUGUGAUCGGAAUCUGUGCUCGUGACAGAUAUAUACAUUUUCAUUCGUGCUCUGUUUUAAUUCAUUUCAAGAGGAAUAUAAAGAAACUGGAUGUUUUCACGGAUCAUGUCCAUGAGACUCCGAGGAGAACAACAACCCCAUGACUCCGAAAAAGCCAGACGACGGGUUUAGGCAACCAAAGUUACAGCCCUGCUAAAGAUCGCCUUCGCACUUAUUAUUAUGACGGACUUUUAUUGUUCUUAUGCGAUCCCCAGGACGUCAGAUCUUUGACUCAAGUACUGACGUAACUAAAAUCACGAAUGUGCGUUUUAUGGGAAUUCUCGAAAUACGACUACUGUAACAUAUCCAGUUCUUUUGUUUUAACAUGCAAAGACUAACAUUGCAUAUGGUCAAUUGUUUUAGCUGACAAGAGAUUAAAUUGUAAUGGGAAUGCAAUAACGAUUGCUGUUCAAACACCAUACUAAGGAAAUUCUCCUUUGUCAAACGCGCAGAAAGAGAAAGACGUGUGGCUAUGUCUUUCUUUAAUUUUCGAAAAAUCUUUAAACUGGGCUUAGAGAAGAAGAAAAAACAGUAUGAUCACGUGCACAGGGACACGAACCCGGAGGAAAUAUGGGAGCUCGUGGGGGAGCUAGGGGAUGGAGCAUUUGGGAAGGUGUACAAGGCUCAGAACAAGCAGACGGGCAUUUUUGCUGCUGCCAAGGUGAUCGACACCAAAACUGAAGAUGAACUGGAGGAUUACAUGGUGGAGAUUGACAUCCUGGCAUCAUGCGAUCAUUACAAUAUCGUAAAACUACUUGAUGCUUUUUAUUUUGAGAGCAAACUUUGGAUCUUGAUCGAGUUUUGCGGCGGUGGAGCUGUAGAUGCGGUCAUGCUCGAGCUUGAAAGGCCUCUAACAGAGCCACAGAUCAGGGUGGUGUGUAAACAGGUGCUGGAAGCUCUGCUGUAUCUCCAUGACAACAAUGUCAUCCACAGAGACCUGAAGGCAGGAAACAUACUGCUCACACUGGAUGGAGACGUCAAAUUGGCGGACUUUGGUGUUUCGGCCAAGAACACAAAGACGCUCCAGCGAAGAGACUCCUUCAUUGGGACCCCUUACUGGAUGGCCCCAGAGGUGGUGAUGUGCGAGACAUCUAAGGACAGGCCGUAUGACUAUAAGGCUGACAUUUGGUCUCUUGGGGUCACUCUGAUCGAGUUGGCCCAGAUCGAACCACCCAACCAUGAGAUGAACCCAAUGAGAGUGCUGCUAAAGAUCGCCAAAGCUGAUCCGCCUACUUUACAACAGCCUUCAAAAUGGUCUGCAGAGUUCAAAGACUUCCUGAAGCACUCGCUGGAUAAGAACGUAGACAACAGGUGGAGCACGGCGCAGCUUCUGCAGCACCCGUUUGUGAGUAGAGUGACUGACAACAGGCCACUGAGGGAGCUCAUCGCCGAGGCCAAAGCGGAAGUCACUGAGGAGAUAGAGGAGGUGAAGGAGGAAGGGGAGGAGGAAGACCAAGAAGGAAACCAGCACCUUCCUGGACACAAGCGUGCGCCAUCUGACGCUAGCGUCGGAAGCUCUGAGGAUGAAAAGCUUCCACAAUCGCCAUCCAUCUUGGAGGCUGUUCCUGAAAAGAUCGAGGAAAUCAUUACUCCUAAAUUACCGGUUGACAGUGUUGUAACUGAAAAAACAAGUGAAGUAAAAGAAACCGUGAAAGUGGGGGAGAACCACAUCCAGGAUGCAACCGCCCCUGAAAAUGAAGGACACGCUGUCGAAGUAGCUCCAAAGGAACCUGAAGAACCUAAAACUGAUGAACCAGAGGUUGUUCCUCCAGGUACUCCAGUGGAUACGGUAAUCCAAGCGGAGGAGACACCAGCCAAACCUGAUGGAGACAUGCAGGAGGAGGAGGUGAAAGUGACAACGGUGGAGCCGACAGAUUCGGGGGAAGAUCGAAAAGAGGCUGAAGCAGUUGAACGCAAAGAGCAAAUGGGCAAUGGUGAACUCCGAAAACAAGAAGUGCCUGCAGCAGACGUUACCAGUUUGGAGAAACCGAUGGAGGAAACCACUAGACCAGACGGGGACAUCAAGGCUGUAGCUGAUGUGCCUUCCCCGACCUCUCUUGUGAAAGAAGAAGCGAAGGAGAAGGUGGAGGAAAAGGAGAAACCUGCAUCGCUUGUGGAUCAAGAAACUCCAGUCAGGCGAAGGUACGAGAAAAAGGAGGACUCCGAUUCAGGAAUUAGUUCUACUGCUGAUAGCAGCAGCAUAGACUUGAACUUAUCCAUAUCCAGCUUUAUAAGCAAAUCCAAGUCGGGAUCCACCUCUCAACAGGAUAAUAAGAGGCAGAAAAAGACUCUUAAGAAAACUCGUAAGUUUAUCGUGGACGGUGUGGAGGUCAGCGUGACAACAUCUAAGAUCAUCACAGACAAUGACACUAAAAGUGAGGAGAUGAGGUUCCUCAGACGUCAGGAGCUGAGAGAACUCAGACUUUUGCAGAAAGAGGAGCAGAGAGCUCAGCAGCAGCUCAGCAACAAACUCCAGCAACAGAGAGAGCAGAUCUACAGACGCUUCGAACAGGAAGUCACGAGUAAGAAGCGUCAAUAUGAUACUGAGGUGGAGAAUCUGGAACGGCAGCAGAAACAGACGAUCGAGCGUCUGGAGCAGGAGCACACGGAUCGUCUUCGAGACGAGGCCAAGAGAAUCAAAGCUGAGCAGGAGAAGGAGCUCUCCAAGUUCCAGAACAUGCUAAAGAACCGCAAGAAGGAGGAGCUCUCUCCCAAACAUGUGAGAAAUUCCAUCCUGAAACACUUUAGGGAAGAUCUAAUCCAACCCGUUGUCGAGGAGGAGCAGGAGUUUCUUCAGAAGCAGCAGCAGGAUCUAGACUGCGCUCUGAAGAAGAUCAUACAGCAACACAAACAUGAGCUGGCCACCAUCGAGAGGGACUGUCUCAACCACAAACAGCAGCUGCUCAGAGCGCGAGAGGCAGCGAUGUGGGAGCUUGAAGAGCGCCACCUACAGGAAAAACACCAGCUGCACAAACAGCAGCUUAAAGACCAGUACUUCAUGCAAAGACACCAGCUGCUCAAAAGACAUGAGAAGGAAAUGGAGCAAAUGCACAGGUAUAACCAGCGUUUGAUAGAGGAGAUGAAAAACAAACAGACUCAGGAGAGGACCAGGCUGCCUAAGAUUCAGCGCAGUGAUGCCAAGACCCGCAUGGCCAUGUUCAAAAAGAGUCUGCGCAUCAGCUCCACAGCGGUCACGCCCGACCUCGAGAGAGAGAAAGUCAAACAGUUUGCCGCACAAGAGGAGAAACGUCAAAAGAACGAGAGGCUUCAUCAACACCAGAAACAUGAGAAUCAGAUGAGGGAUCUACAGACACAUUGUGACGUCAAUGUCAGAGAACUUCAGCAGUUACAGAAUGAGAAAUGCCAUCUGCUCAUCGAGCACGAGACUCAGAAGCUGAAGGAACUGGAUGAGGAACACAGCGCUGAACUCAAGGACUGGAGAGAGAAACUCAGACCGCGCAAGAAGGCCCUCGAGGAUGAGUUUGCCCGUAAGGUACAGGAACAGGAAGUGUUCUUCAAAAUGAGCGGCGAGUCUACAUGCCUUAACCCCUCCAGCCAGAGCCGAAUCUCAAAGUUCUACCCUGUACCGACUGUCCACUCCACAGGGUUUUAAAAAAGAAACAUGGACAACUGCAGAAACAUCUCGCCACAUGUGCACUACAUCCCACAACUGAACCUCUGCUGCCUUCUUGUAUCAGAAUUAAAUGGGGGGUCGCUCGGUGAUAAGCUAGAGAGAAGGCAAAAUAUGUUUUUAUUGUAUUUUUUAUUUUAAUUUUCAAUAGUGGAUUUUCAGUUUGAUCUCACUACACGAUGAUGGGUUUGAAUUAAGUUUGUAUUCCACUAAAUGACGUUAUGCCAGUAAAUUAAUUUUGUUAUUUAUGGUUAUCAACGGCGUGAUUUUUUUAAGAUGGAAUGAGUGUUCAGCUCCAACCUGAUUUGCUUGCAGUACAGGAGUCGAUGUUUGUUGGCAGUGAAGGAGACGGACAAGCCAAGGGUUUUAAUAUCAAAAUCAGAAGAAUAAUACGCACAUUGAUUCUGACGAUUAAACAUUUAUAAAAAUAACACUAAACUGUUUCCUAGUGACAGUCCUCAUAUUUGAUUCGGUUAAUAUUUUAAUCAAACAUAAAUGGCACACUCUUGUUUGAUUUUUGUGGAAAUUUCAUAUACAUGUUACAAAGUAUAAUUGUCAAUUAUAUAGCAGCCAUUUUUUCCAGGUAUUUUGGCAUAUCAGCCACAAUGUAUGCAAUGUCUCUGACAUCACUGUGGUAUGAAAAGUGCGCUUCGUGCCUGCACUGCUAUGCAAUGUGAAAAUGUAGCCAAAUGAAACCAUCUCAGCUUUUUAUCUAACCUCAUAGCAAGAGAGAUCAGUUUCUGGAAGUUUUCCCCACGAUGUUUUUGCUUUGAAUUUAAAGGCAUGAUUAUUUUAAGUUCGAUAACCUGCGUGCUAUUCUCAUGUUCUUGUGUACUUUCAGUUAAAUUGUAUAAAGGAUUAUUUAUCCUUAUAACCCUGUUUAUAUGUAUACAGGCAGGUGUUCUUUUAUCAUAUUGUAUAUUUUAGCAUGUGAUUUUGUUUUAUUUUGUUAUAGAUUUCUUGUUGCAUGUACCUCUGUUGACAGAACUUCAACAUGACAUUUGUGGGAUAGUACAUCUGUGGAAAAAAAUGCUUAUUUAAAUGAAUGAAAACAAUAGGCUCUUAAGUCCUAGUGAUCAUGUCAUGGAUGUAGAAAGCAUUGUUAAUAUUCACAGUAGAUCGUGCUGUAAGGUUAGGAGUCAGAUGGGCGUUCGGAGUGCUGUGCACCUUCUGAUGAAAGAUUCCUGUCGUGCCUGUGUUUGCAUUUUCAUACAUGCGUUUCUCGUCCAUGUCAGUUUUUAAAGCAUUCUCAACAUGUGAGAUCAAAUUAGCAGCAUAAUAAUGUGAAAAAACUGUGUUUGUGUAAUAGAUCAAAAAGCUGUGAUUGAGAACAUUAAAACAUUUGUGUGAAUAA